This is a messenger RNA of Fonsecaea nubica, 2628 nucleotides long. RefSeq lists its product as hypothetical. The transcript is spliced from 5 exons. The coding region runs from base 1 to 2628 and encodes 875 amino acids. Lineage: Eukaryota; Fungi; Ascomycota; Eurotiomycetes; Chaetothyriales; Herpotrichiellaceae. Gene Ontology annotation, biological process: septin cytoskeleton organization. The record is from RefSeq and is a predicted model, not a curated record. Gene Ontology annotation, cellular component: cytoplasm; plasma membrane; endocytic vesicle.
AUGUCCAACCCGGAUUUCCAGCGCACCGACUAUCUGAAUCUUCUGGCCUCGUUACAGCCGGAGCAAGCCGUAAACAUCCUCAAUGACCGCGUCACACUCAUCACCAAAAUCAACAGUGACAUUGCCGAUUGGCUUCAGGAACGUCGGAAGGUAGAGGAAGCCUACGUCGCAGGUCUGCGGAAGCUUGCACGACGGCAACAGCAAGAUGGAGCCGCUGCUCUUGGCAUUUUCCAGAUGCCCUGGCAGCGCAUUGUGUCUGGUACCGAAAACCUUGCGGCUUCGCACGAAACUCUAGCGACCAAGAUCGAAACCGACGUCGAGAACCCCCUGCGCAAUUGGGCGACACGAAACAAGGCACUCCAUAACUUAAACACCGCGCAGGGAACCCUGACCUCGAUCGCAAAAGAACUGUCCAACGCACAAAGAAAGGCUGCAAAAGGUGGAAGAAGGGCCGACACAGCUAGUACCACGGUGGAGGACGCCUCGCGUCAGUGGGAAGCUCAGGCACCAUAUGUCUUUGAGCAGUUGCAAGUCGUGGAUGAGUUACGAGUCAACCAUCUGCGAGACGUCCUCACACAGUUCCAAACACAUGAGGUGGACUGCAUCGAAAAGAACAAGGUCAGCGCGGAAUCGUGUCUGAAUGCACUACUCAAUGUCGAGACCGCGGACGAAAUCAAGACCUUUGCAGCGAGAGCCGCGAGUGGGGGACCCAGUACUCUGCGAAGGCUCAGUUCCGCGACAGCUGGUGGGAGACCGACCAGCUCUUCCCUUCGUCCUCCACCAACGCCGCCGCCUCCUCGUGGCACGUCUGAUGGUCACCGCUCAAAUUCUUUUGCCGGCCAAGACAGACUGGCGCCCCUACCCGAUGCCACACCGCACAAAGAGAAGAGCAAACUGGGUGGCCUCAAGCGACUUGGUACCGUCAUGAAUAGAAGAAAGAGCGUUGCUCCGCCAGUGCCUCCCACGGAAGAGAAAAGGAGAACGCGAUUUGUGCCCUUUAGAAGAGGGGAUUCAUCACGAAGCUUUCAGGAUCUAGAAGAGUCAGGACCGGAUCUUACGCCAGCCGUGACCCAAGAAAGGCCAACGUCUUCAGUUUCCCAGGACCGGCGGCACGAUGUUCCCAUUCGCGAUAUGUCAGAGCCACCUCUCCCUCUACCGCUAACAAAUGGAACCACCCAUCCACAGUCUUCCGAAUCACAGUCGUCUGUUGCUCAAACGCAAUCUGGCGUGACAGACAGCAUCAGCCCAAUACCAGCUCCGCUUAGCAACAACCCCUACCAACAAGUUGUAUCCCCUCAACCACCUGUUGCUGAGUCCAUGAACCCGAUCACCCAGGCUCAACAAGAGGCCGCCUUGGCUUCUCCCCCUUCAGACGAACCGGCUCGCAAUUUCAUGAUCCGGGAUAAGCCAAUUGAAGAGGACGAGAGCGAGGCUCAGCUAGCAAUGAACAAUAUGGCCAAUCAGCUACGCUCUCAAGCGCAAACUGCCGGCAUUAACCGUGUCCAAGGCAGUGUACGUGGACGAAGAGAUGUGCGGAACACGAUGUACGUCCCGAACACCAAGGACGUCCUCCCUCAGACAGGUCGCAGUCCUGCGCCUGUGACGAUACCAGAAAACGCCACCUCGCCCGAGGCCACCCUCGCAUCACCCCUUCAACGGCCGCCACCUGUGGGGGUUUUGCACGACGAUCAUGGUGCAAUGGGUUCCGACACCGCCUCAAUGCACUCAUCUAGGAGUUUGGCUGGGCCGAGUUUACAUCCAGAUCUGCACGAGCCUGGCCUCAACGCGUCUGUGGUCGAAACAGUACACUCCUGGUUUAACGAAGCCGGCAUCAGCAGGUCUUUCGUGCUCGGCGAAGUGGCACUCGCCUGCAAUUCGACGGGCGCGAACGAUGCAGAUACGGAAACCAUUCGCAUUCAACAUUUCGAACUGCUGGAUAAGGUGGCCGCGAAUCCCAUAUUCAUGAGCCAGAUCAAAUCGCCUGAAGACUCGACAGCUCAAGCUGAGGAACGAGCGGGCUGCUAUUCCGUGCUUGCCUCCUCUUUGAGGCGACCGACGCCCAUGAUCUGUUUGAAGUACCAAUUGCACAUGGAAGAGAACCACCUGGCUCAAUAUAGUCCUGUCUUGAUCACGCCGGCAUGGCAAAUUGUCGAGGGACAAGUGAGCGUGAUUGUGCUGUACAGCCUCAACCCCAUCUUUGGUAGCGAGCCAGUGACACUCAGAAAUGUGAGUAUCAGUGUGAGUCUCGAUACGACCGAUACGACUGGGGAAGGAACCGCCAAAGCUGUGUCUGCCAUGAUGGCGCCAACCCAAGGAGCAACUUUCCGGCGCAAGACAUCGUCAGUGGUGUGGCGCAUGAACGAAUUCACCGUCAAACCCGAGCAAGAGCGUCUUCUUGUUAGGUUUAUGACCCAAGGCGGCUUGGCCAAAAAGGGUGGCGUUGAGCUGAAAUUUGAGCUUCCUGGACGAACGGCAAGUGGUAUUGGGGUGGAGAAGCUCGUGGCAAAGGAAAAUGACCCCUUUGCUGAUGAUGGAGGGGCGGUAGAGGAUGGAGAGGCGGUGAAGCAGAGCUGGGAGACGGUGCCGACCAAGACAAAGCUGGUCAGUGGACGGUACACUGCCUGCUGA